Penicillium nucicola is the source of this 1746-nucleotide messenger RNA. It is a transcript of the gene veA, whose product is annotated as sexual development activator VeA. NCBI's taxonomy places the organism in Eukaryota, Fungi, Ascomycota, Eurotiomycetes, Eurotiales, Aspergillaceae. The record is from RefSeq and is a predicted model, not a curated record. Bases 1 to 1746 code for a protein of 581 amino acids. The transcript has 2 exons.
AUGGCGAGCAGACCACCCAUCAUGCCGCCUCACAAUGAGACCGAGCACUCGGUCAGCCGGAUUACUCGUGAAGGCAAACAGCUCACCUACAAAUUGAGCGUGAUGCAACAGCCGGAGCGAGCCAGAGCCUGUGGUGCAGGAGCAAAGUCAUCGGCCGACCGUCGCCCUGUUGACCCGCCGCCCGUGGUCGAACUUCGUAUCUUCGAGUCCGAUCCCAACAACGAAGCCCACCAGACCGAUAUUACCUUUGCCUACAACGCGAACUUCUUCCUCUACGCAACCUUGGAUACUGCACGCCCGAUCGCCCACGGGCGGGUAUCUGGGCCGCCAUCGUGCCCGGUCUUGACGGGUGUGCCAGUCGCCGGCAUCGCGUAUCUCGACCGUCCAUCGCAAGCGGGUUAUUUUAUCUUCCCAGAUCUAUCGGUUCGUCAUGAAGGACGCUAUCGGCUGAACUUCCACCUAUACGAAGAGAUCAAGGACGCCAAAGACGCCGAUCGAGACUCGAAUCUACCUCUGCCUAGCCAGGUUGCUCCGGUCGGUGGAGCGAAGCCAGAUUCGCCUCAAGCAUUCCUGCAUUUCCGUCUCGAGGUCAAGUCCAUCCCAUUCACCGUAUAUAGUGCGAAGAAGUUCCCGGGCCUGGCCACCAGCACCUCCCUAAGCCGCAUCAUUGCCGAGCAGGGCUGCCGUGUUCGUAUUCGUCGUGAUGUGCGCAUGAGACGCCGGGGAGACAAGCGAGAGGAGGAUUAUGAAUUCGACGAAGAACGCACCGGUGUCUACGCUCGCCCAACAGACCGAUUCUCGACACCGGAUCGCUAUGCGGCUGCGAUGGACCGUCCCCGAUCCAAUAGCAAUGGCAGCGUCGUGGAAUCGCCAUAUGGGUAUAUACCACCGGAUAGACGACCAUCCGCACCAGACUAUGGCUUCCAAUGCCCGCAACCUUACCAGAGACCCAUGCCACCUGCGCCCAUACCCCACUCACAAACACCUUCAUAUCAAUCACACCUCUCAUUUGGCUCUACGCCUACUCACUACCCGGCUCCGCACAUGCCUCCUACACCUCCGCCAGCUGUAUCCGCAGGGAUGUAUUCACCGCAACAUACAUAUGCGCAAAUUCGAAAUCAAUCAAACACCUCGGAAUACGAAGGUACACCUGGUGGGUAUCCCAUGGCGCCUCGGAUACCCGAACAACGAACGGGCUAUCCGAAGCCGUCUGUGACUUCUUACCACAUGGAACCGCCGCCUAAAGCACCAUAUUACAUGGACCCUCGCAUGGAGCCGCCAAAAGUACCGACUACCAUGGAUCUCCGUGUGGAAUCACGCACGGAAACCCGAAUGCCAGACUCAAAUCUCUACCACCCAGUGCCACAAGCAGCAGUGUCGCGUACUCAGACCCCAAGUAUGGUAUCAGCAUUACCACCAUUAAAGACCCUGCCCAAUGAAUAUGCCAACCAGCUUGUUCCCUCCGUGGAAUGCACGUCUCCCAGUUCAGGGUACGACAACGUUUCCGGGAAGCGCAUGCUAUACCAGACUGGUCCGGCAUACGGAAAGCGAUCCCACGAAGACUCAUUUGGUCUUGAUGAACGUGCUAUGCAGAAUGGGAUGCGGCCAGAUGCUGAGCCUUACCCCACAGCGUAUCGCGAUUUCGCUGCAGAGAGUAGGGCUGCAUUGAUGGCUGAAAUGGGCAUCGAAAUGUCCUACAAGCGUGCCAACGGCCGCACUGUCCAGAAAGCCCCUCCGCCCACUUGA